GGAGGACUGUGACCUCCUUGCGACCUAACGACCACAUCGAUACAUUUACCAUUUCAAUUCCUUAGCAAUCUUCCUCCCCCCCACUACCCGUACAACAGUAACCAUGUCCACACAGGAGGCUCCGGUAGAAACCCCCUUCCCCGACAUGAACAUCGACAAGCAUGGCCCUGUCCACGUUCACAGUGCGACCGCUACUGUCACCAAGAUUGCUAAAAGCCCACCAGCCGAGGGUUUCACCACGAAAGUCAUCAAGGUCGUGAUGAUGUGUACCGGUAACCUGAACACCAACACCAUCGUCAUCGAAGACGCCGAUAUCCUACGCAUGUUUGUGGAGAAGAAUAGGAAAAUAGUCAUCAGUUUCACGCAACUUCCCAUGAUGAUACCGAUCUGGAAGUUGGAGCCCGCUGGCCCAAUGCCGGACAACUACGAUGAAGAAGAUACUGAGGAGGACCUCGAGAUGAUAAGGAAUGUCUGGAGGACCUGUCGACUCGUAUGUGGGCGCCAUGCGGGACUUGAAGAACUAAACAGGAGAGCCACUGUGACUAUGCGUGCGAAGCAGGAGCAAGACAAGCUUGCUGCCCAAGCUAGUAAUGGUAACUAAUUGUGUUCUUUUCAAGUUUUUUGUUUGUGCUUUUAAAGUCAGUCUCCUCGCAAUUGCA
This is a messenger RNA of Alternaria rosae, 659 nucleotides long. RefSeq lists its product as uncharacterized. The record is from RefSeq and is a predicted model, not a curated record. Lineage: Eukaryota; Fungi; Ascomycota; Dothideomycetes; Pleosporales; Pleosporaceae. The transcript has a single exon. The coding region runs from base 104 to 601 and encodes 165 amino acids.